CUUUCCAAGGUUGCUUUCGUUUCUUCGAUCGCGCCGCGCGCUCUUUACAGCAUAAAUACAAGUUUAAAGAUGGGGGCGACUAAUGAGAAACCACAGAAAUGUCCAUUGUGUCAUAAGGACUGUCGGAAUCAGGUAACGCUUGACUGCCAGCACAGUUUCUGUCAGGGCUGUAUCGGUGAGAUUUGGAGCGUGUCUCGUACUGGACCUUAUUAUUGCCCUGAGUGUAGGUACGAAUACGCACAGCUACCCGACUAUACGGACGGAGCCUCGACUUCUACAGCAAACCCAAACACAAAUUGGAGAAUUGGAAGGAACAUAUCUGCCCGAUACUCCCCUAAGACAUUGCUUGGGAAGAGGAAAUCCAGUUCAGCCUUUCCUGGGAAGUAUGAUGGAGGAUACAGACUGGGUUCAGCACCAGCAAAUAACAUUAACACUACUGUCUCUGGUGAGGUGAUCAAUGUCGUGGACUCUGAUGAUGACACAAGAGCGCCACGUAAAAAAAAGGCCACGGCAGACGAGCGUCCAUGUGGAAGCCAGUCUUCAACAGCGGUUCAUAGAAAAACCUCUAUGAGUGACACAUCGACACAGUGCACGCCUCCUGAAACGAAUGAGAUGGCUCCUUCCAUUGUAGAAUCAUCUCCAGAAAGGAACACUACUUCAGUAAGGCCGGACCAGCCUGUUGUGGCUUCCUGUAAUGAUGAAAGGACACCCAAGAAGGCCACCACAUCUUUACAAGAACCGGCAAGUGUAAGAGACACCCCCACUAAAGUCUCAGCAGAGCAGGCACCGUCUAAAAGUGAUGAGAAUCCGGCCACCAAUGUUUCAGAUAGAUCAAGAGAAAGAGUCUCCAGGAGCGGCUCUGUGCCCUGUCAUUACUGUCCUAGUUCAGAUCAGAAGGUGGCAGUAAAGACCUGCCUGGUGUGUGGAGCCUCCAUGUGCUCUGAGCAUCUGCGCGCGCACUUGGAAAAGCCGGUGUUCCAGAACCACCCGCUCGUGAAUGCUGUGGAGGACGUUUCUCUCUGGAGAUGCCAAGAACAUCAGGAGAUGAACCGUAUUUACUGUAGAUCGUGUAGGGUAUGUGUGUGUACUGUGUGUUCACUGGUUGGAGGACACAAGGGCCACGAGUGCAUCAGCAUCCGAGAGGCAGAGCAAGAGCUCAGGGGCUUACUAAAUGAAGAAAUUAAUAAAAUACAGGAAACAGAAAAGUCCAUUCAGGAAAAAGUCUCUGAGAUCAAGGAGAAGAAACACACUGUCCAGACGGGUCUUGAGGAAGUACGGGCAGCUGUAUUGCAGCAGUAUGGGGCAAUUCAGGAGGCUCUUAAGCAUGAGGAGGAGCAGGCGUUACUCUGUGUGUCCAAAGAGGAGAGCAGAGUUCUGGGGAACAUUGAAAGGCAGCUGGACUCUUUGCUGAGCGCCCUGACGUCUAGCCAAAGCAUAUUAAAAACACUACAUGGAAUGACUGGUGAACAAGGGAUGACACAAUACCAAGACCAGGCUUUUAUCAUGGAAUACACCAAGAUAGCAGGAAAACUGAGUGGAUUGUCUGACCCCGUGCAGAACCUUGAGCCUCCUCAAGAGGUUAAUCAAGAUCGACUGGACUGUCUUCAAGACUGGACUGAGCGGAGACUAGAUACUGUGCUCAUUACAAUGCCUCACCGAGACCCUUACAGACUGCAGUAUGGCAUAAGCCCAACUCUGGAUCCUGACACUGCCCAUCCAAAGCUGCUGCUUUCUGAUAACAACAGGACGGUGCAGUUUACAGAGACCCAGCAGGACUACACUGAGCUGGAGACUCGCUUCAAUAUUUUCCCACAGAUUUUAACUUCUCAUGGUCUAGACGCAGGCUGCUACUACUGGGAGGUGGAGGUCUCUCUGGAUGAUGGCCGUUGGAAGGUGGGAGUCUGUGAUGCACAUAUAGGCAGAAAGGGCCAAAAAGAUGCCUGUCGCAUCGGCUUCUACCCCAAUUCCUGGUGUUUGAUUUAUGAGAAGGGGAAAGUAGAAGCCUUGCAUGAUAAAGUGGCUUUGCCUGUGUGUGCCACUGGUCUCUGGAAGGUAGGCGUGCUGCUGGAUUUUAAUGAAGGUCGAUUGUCUUUUUAUAGCGUGGCAGAGGAAGGAACUCUGUCUUUACUGUACAGUUUCGAACAUACAUUCACUGAGCCGCUCUAUCCGGCACUGGCAGUUUCUAAAACGCAGCUUAGCAUCUGUGAUGUAUUUACAAAGCCCACUACAAACUAGAGGAUUAUUAUUAACACAACCUUCUUGUCAUUCCAAUAAUCAUGACUGCUGAACUCAGGUGUUACAAGCAAGCAGUUAUGUUUUGGCCUGUGUUUCUGAAUGAUUUGUUUUAAAAAAAAAGUUUUUUCAAUUCUAUUUUUAUUUGUAAGAUUAAAGUUGUCAAAACAGCAUUUCAAAAAUAUUUUUAGAUAAAACAAAGCAAUUUUGUAUAGACUCAUUUUUAAAUUUGCUAAAUUAUUUUUUGGUAUUUUUCUAUUGAGUAAAUGUAUGCAAUUGCACAGUUUGCAUUUACAAUUAAAUAAAAUCGAGGCAAUUAUAAAUAUUAUUCAUUGGGAAUCAACAGACUACACAUAAAGCAAAGCAAUACUCAGAUUUUUAAAGAUAAUUUUGAUUCAAUCUUAAACAAGCAUUUUUUAUGCCAGUCAUGUGUUUCAUUCUGUCCAUUAUCCAGCAUUCCUUUUGAUGUGUUUUUGAAAUAUUAAAUGUUUAUUCAUUCAAUGUAGCUGCUUUAGUUUCUGUGCAAGUUUAUAUUUCUGUGCACUAAAUAUUUAAUUUCAACCCUAGGUGGCAGUGUUGCUUAAUAUGAAAUAGUCCAUUGUUAAAUGCUCUUGAUGAUUUCUUAAUUUAAAAUAAAAAUGAUCAAAAA
Paramisgurnus dabryanus is the source of this 2881-nucleotide messenger RNA. RefSeq names its product tripartite motif-containing protein 14. Gene Ontology annotation, molecular function: zinc ion binding; protein binding. The record is from RefSeq and is a predicted model, not a curated record. Lineage: Eukaryota; Metazoa; Chordata; Actinopteri; Cypriniformes; Cobitidae.